Messenger RNA from Carassius carassius (crucian carp), 2006 nucleotides. Its product is annotated as FILIA-N KH-like domain-containing protein. The transcript is spliced from 6 exons. The record is from RefSeq and is a predicted model, not a curated record. The coding region runs from base 322 to 1164 and encodes 280 amino acids. Lineage: Eukaryota; Metazoa; Chordata; Actinopteri; Cypriniformes; Cyprinidae.
AUUCGAUCUGUUAUUCAUGCACUUGAGCUAUUCAUAAUUUAACUGUCUUGUUUAUUAAACAAAUUCAUCUUGUUGAAGUAUGACUGGUUAAAAAUACAUUUUAUUUAUUGUAAGCGUUCGUCUUUUGGAACUGAGAGGCGCGUCCUAGAAUUGCUGUCUAUGUAGGCAGCUCAGUAGGAUUGAAGACAGAGCCAUUUGAGAGAGAGCGUCUGUGGCACAUGGGCUUUAUGAGAUCGCUCGCUCAGAAGCGUUCUAAGGGACUAACGUUAAUCUAAUCCGCGUCGCACAGGCGUCAGCUCUUACCGUCAACAGCAGGCAAUCAUGACUAUAGACGCGUCCGUUAUCUUGACCGCACUUUUCUUUACAAUUAUUGCCAUUAUAGUUGCAUCGGCGUUCCUGGCGAAGAAACCUGCGCAAAAGAAAGAGCAGAAACAGAGACAGCAUGAGGAGAAAUCAGAGCGGGUUACUGAUUAUCACCAGCCCAUGGUAGAGCAGCCAGCUCCAGCUCCGAAACAGGAUGUGAUUAUUGAAAAGAAAAGGGAAGAACCCGUCUCUGUCGUGGAAGCUGAAGUCAUCCCCGUGCAACAAACACCUGUGCAGGCAGAGGUAAAGGCUGAGGAGGAGAUAGCUGUUGAGUCAAAAAAGGAAGAGUAUGCUGCAGUCUCGCCUGUAAUCGAGGAAGUUGAUGUUGUUGAGGAACAGCCUGUGGUUGAACCUGAGGUCGUCCCCUUGCAAGAAACACCUGUCCAGGCAGCUCCAGAGCCUGAGCCUGAGCAAGUACCCGCACCAGUAGAAGAACCAGUGCCUGAACCAGUGAAGGAGUCUGUCCCAGACCCCGAACCAGUCCCCGAGGUGCCCAUCCCUGAACCAGCAUCUGAACUCACCCCAGAACCAGAUUCUGUUCCAACUCCUGAACUGGUGCCUGCACCCAUCACAGAGCCAGCGUCCGCACCAGCCCCUGAAGCAGCGCCUCUGCCUGUCCCUGAGACCUCACCAGUUGCCCAAUCUCUUCCAGAGGUCCUAGAGAAUAAUGAUGUAGCAGCUGCUUUACUGACAGAUGAGCUCGAGACCCCCGCAGUAGUGUCCGGUAACAGGAGGAUGACCAAGGAGGAGAUGGAAGAGGAGCAGAGGAUAGAGUUCACAAAUGACUUUACAGCUCUUUAAACAACACCAGGCAGUAUGCCUGUGUCAGAACACUGAGAUGCUGAGUAAGCAGAAGUCAGAGCAUGGGGGGAAAAAUGCUCCAUAUAAUGAACAUUGAGGACCUUUGAGGAGUGACUUCUUUGUGCUUUUAUUCUUGUUUUCCUCUUUGUUUUCGGCCUGUGAAUACCUUCUUAAAGCAGAAUGCCAAAGAACAUAAGAUUAUCCCUUUUUUACAGCUAUAUACAACUGUGGCCCUUAGACUAUGAAAAGCCUAUUAGAACACUGUUAUAGUUUACAUACAGUUCAUUUGGUGUACAAUUCAGAAACUCUUUUGCAAAAGAAAUGGAGGGAACUUCUUUCUUAGAUCUGAAUAUGGAAUUCAGAAAUGGAGAUUUCUAAGUGACACAAAAUACUCUUCUGCCUUUGAGCAUCAUGUGUCCUUGAGUCAGCCAAUCAGCAUUCAGUCUCACAUUCUGCCCACCCUGCUCUUCUGAAAUAUAAUUGCACCCUCUUGUGGACUUGCACUGCAGAUGAAAUGUAAAAGCAUGUGGAUUUUUAUUGUUGUUAUUGGAUGUUAAGUAAAAAAAUAAGGUGAAUCUAAUCAAAUACAAAAGAGAGACAUUUCAUACCAGAAUCAUAAGAGAAUGGAUUUGUUUGCAUUAAAAAAAGGAAAAUUUUACUCUCAUAAAUAUGGUGAUGCAUUUAAUUACUGGUUAUACAACAAACACUACCACGUUUACCAUUUUUUUUUCUGCAAUUUUGUAAAGAGAAUAUAAUUUAGAUUUUUCAAAGAAAUGCGACUUUGAUAGGGUUUUGUGAGAUUCACUCUAAUGGCUUUUGUAAAAUCAAUAAAGAGCUGAAUU